UUCGAUCAUACGCUGAUACGUUUAGGAUUUCAUUUCAGAGUCUCUUUCAUUCGGUCCAACUAGACCGAGCAUGAUCCGAGCUCUCGUUCAGUGUAAUGAGUUUCUAUUCGAUUAUUUAAGCAAGCGUAGACUGUAAUAGUCUAGUAAAAUUAUUUAAAGUUUCAGCGCAAUGUGUUUUUGUUCAAAGCUUUCUUACGUAACGCGAACUAAAAGUUGUAAAAACAAAAAUAUAUCAUGAUGAUAGAAAAAAGGAAACACUGACGAUUUUAUACGACGUAUUUUUAUCAUGUUAUUUAUUUUUUGCUCAAUCAGGAUCUCCCGUAACAUAUGUCUAUCAUCGUUGAAACUGUCUAUCGCUCCAUAUUCUACCGAGGCUACAUCAAGCGUAAAGAAAUUAUCCCGUACACAGAAAUACCGAUGUUUAUUAGACACAAAAAAUGUCAAAAAUCAGAAGAUAUCACCUAACUUUGUUACAUCGUUUGAUCACCAAAAGCCUACCCAAUGUGUAGAUAUAACGAACAAUGAAAAGCAAAAGAAUUUAUAUAUACAAAAUAAACAAGAAUGGCAGUGUAUAAAAUUAGAUUCUGGCAAACUUCGAAAACAUUGUUUCAUGUUAUCUAAGAUACGGUUAACAUCUUUGGUAGUUGUAACAACCAUGGCUGGAUAUGCAUUAGCACCAGGGCCUUUCGAUGCUUUUACAUUUGUCGCAUGUUCUAUGGGUACUGGAUUAGUGUCUGCAACAGCAAAUGCUAUCAAUCAAUUUUUUGAAGUUCCGUUUGAUGCACAGAUGUCAAGAACAAAGAACAGAGUGUUGGUUAGAGGUUACUUAACUAGACCCGGCCAUGCAAUAAUGUUUGCAACGGUAUCUGGCUUCAGUGGAUUAUUAUUAUUAUAUACCCAAGUUAAUGGAUUAACAGCUACUUUGGGAGCAGCUAAUCUGCUACUGUACACUCUUAUUUACACUCCUAUGAAACGCAUUAGUAUUCUAAAUACUUGGGUGGGUUCCAUAGUUGGAGCCAUACCACCAUUAAUGGGUUGGGCAUCUUGUGUUGGCAAUAUAAUAUCUCCAGGUGCUUGGAUAAUGUCUGGUCUAUUAUAUGCAUGGCAGUUUCCUCAUUUCAAUGCUUUAUCAUGGAAUUUGAGGCCGGAUUAUUCACGUGCCGGUUAUAGAAUGAUGGCAGUCACGAAUCCAAAGCUUUGUCGUAAAACAGCAUUACGUUAUACCGCUGCAUUAAUGGGUCUUUGUUAUUUAGCACCAGUUUGUGAUGUAACAAAUUAUUGGUUUGCCUUGUUAUCGACACCACUUAAUGCAUAUUUUCUUUACCUUGCUUGGGAAUUUCACAAGCACUCUGAUAGUAAAAGUUCUCGCAAACUGUUUCAUUUUUCAUUGAUUCAUUUACCUGUUCUUAUAGUUCUUAUGCUUAUAAAUAAGAAACAGUGGUAUAGUGAUGACAAUGGACGGAGAGAUAUGAUACCUUCCGAAGAAAAAGGCGAUAUUUACACAGUUUUAAUGAAAACGAUUGCAUCGACAUUUUCGAGCACUUAAUAAACUACCUUGAAAUUUACGUCAUGAUACUAUAGGAAUCAUAAUAAGCUCUUUUGUAUAUUCUCCUCUGGAAGAUGACGUAUAUAUGGUUGGCACAACCAGGGAGGUAGUUUUAAAUUAUGAUCUGGAAUAUAGAAUGCAACCAGAAGGAAAGUGGAUGUAUAUAUGCCAUACAAAUGAAGAAUAAUGUAUAUAAUGGAAUAUAAUAUAAUCGAAUAUAGUGGUAGAGCCUACGAACCGGACAUUUCUUCCUGCCAAAUUAAACGACCUUCGUGAUAAGGCAGAUACCGAUCCCUCAAAGCGUAUACGACGUUUCUGAAGGAUUCCAUGGUAGAGUUUCGGGCCAAAUUUUCUCUCUCUUCUUUAUUUUCUGCUAAACAAAGUCUACUCUCUAGUUAAAAGAACGCUGAAUGCAUAAGUCGAUUUGUAAUUUCGAAAAUUACUUAUAUAAUAUACAUAGAGAUUGAAAAUAAACAGAAGCUACAAAUAAUUGAUUUUUCAUA
Messenger RNA from Bombus huntii, 2049 nucleotides. It is a transcript of the gene Cox10, whose product is annotated as protoheme IX farnesyltransferase, mitochondrial. The transcript has 9 exons. Gene Ontology annotation, molecular function: protoheme IX farnesyltransferase activity. Lineage: Eukaryota; Metazoa; Arthropoda; Insecta; Hymenoptera; Apidae. Bases 287 to 1546 code for a protein of 419 amino acids. Gene Ontology annotation, biological process: heme biosynthetic process. The record is from RefSeq and is a predicted model, not a curated record. Gene Ontology annotation, cellular component: mitochondrion; mitochondrial membrane.